Molecule: messenger RNA, 1000 nt
Organism: Corylus avellana
Lineage: Eukaryota; Viridiplantae; Streptophyta; Magnoliopsida; Fagales; Betulaceae
Product: inositol oxygenase 4-like
Biological process (GO): inositol catabolic process
Cellular component (GO): cytoplasm
Molecular function (GO): inositol oxygenase activity; iron ion binding
Source: RefSeq, a predicted model, not a curated record
UUUGAUUUCUUCUAGUUUGAAGUAAAAAAUGACCAUCGUUGAGAAGCCUGAACUUGGAUCGGAGGUGGAGGGGAAGAAGCAUUUGUCUGAAACUGAAGAAGAAAUGGCAUCACAGAAUGGAUUCCUUGCACCAGAUAUCAAUUCAUUCGGCAACUCAUUCAGAGAUUAUAAUGCCGAAAGCGCAAGGCAUAAGACGGUGGAGGAGUUCUACAGGUUGCAGCACAUUAACCAAACAUAUGACUUUGUGAAGAGGAUGAGAGAAGAGUAUGGAAAGCUUGACAGAGUGGAAAUGGGGAUAUGGGAAUGUUGUGAGCUCCUCAAUGAGGUGGUGGAUGAUAGUGAUCCUGACUUGGAUGAACCUCAAAUCAUGCACUUGCUACAAUCUGCUGAGGCAAUCAGAAAAGAUUAUCCCGAUGAGGAUUGGUUGCACCUCACUGCCUUAAUUCAUGAUCUCGGAAAAGUGCUUCUCCUUCCUCAAUUUGGAGGGCUUCCACAAUGGGCUGUUGUGGGGGAUACAUUCCCUCUUGGAUGUGCUUUUGAUGAAUCAAUCGUUCACCACAAGUAUUUCAAGGAAAACCCAGAUUACAAUAAUCCUGCUUACAACACCAAGAAUGGAAUAUAUUCAGAAGGGUGUGGGCUGGAAAAUGUAAUGAUAUCAUGGGGGCAUGAUGACUACAUGUACUUGGUGGCUAAAAACAAUGGGACAACUCUACCUUCGGCUGGUUUGUUCAUUAUUCGAUUCCACUCAUUUUAUCCUUUACAUUCUGCAGAAGCAUACAAGCACCUAUUGAACGAAGAGGAUGCCAACAAUCUGAAGUGGGUUCAAGUAUUCAACAAAUAUGACCUCUACAGUAAGAGCAAAGAUCAAAUUGAUAUUGAGAAAGUAAAGCCAUACUACAUGUCUCUCAUUGAGAAGUAUUUCCCAGCAAAACUCAAGUGGUGAGAAGUUGGACAUUAAUUCAAGAGCAUAAAUGGCAACCUGGUGAUUAUCAAGACUAUA